This is a messenger RNA of Penicillium canariense, 3390 nucleotides long. It is a transcript of the gene hmg1, whose product is annotated as HMG-CoA reductase. NCBI's taxonomy places the organism in Eukaryota, Fungi, Ascomycota, Eurotiomycetes, Eurotiales, Aspergillaceae. Bases 1 to 3390 code for a protein of 1129 amino acids. Gene Ontology annotation, biological process: isoprenoid biosynthetic process; ergosterol biosynthetic process; coenzyme A metabolic process. The record is from RefSeq and is a predicted model, not a curated record. Gene Ontology annotation, cellular component: endoplasmic reticulum membrane; peroxisomal membrane. Gene Ontology annotation, molecular function: hydroxymethylglutaryl-CoA reductase (NADPH) activity; protein binding. The transcript has 3 exons.
AUGGCGACCUCAUUAAUCUCCAAGAGAUUGCGCUCCACAGAAGCUGAUCGGGACACAGAGCCAAGUUGGAUUCGCCGUCAGGUCACUUCUGUCCUCGAAUGCAUCUCUCGCCGUGCCUGUGUGCACCCCAUCCACACCAUCGUAGUGAUUGCGCUGCUCGCCAGCACCACCUACGUCGGCCUGCUCGAAGGUAGCCUGCUGGACGUUGCGCGCAAUCCUCGCGAUGUUGCAGGCCAAGUGGAUAUCCAUACUCUACUCCAGGGCAGCCGGAAUCUACGCCUCGGCGAGUCAACCUCGUGGAAGUGGCAGGCGGAGGAUUCCUGGGUGGACUCGACGAUUGACGAGCCCGCCGUGCAUCAUCUGGCUCUGGCGACCUUCAUCUUCCCCGAUUCCACCUCUAAGUCGGCCUCGACUGCCCCAGCGGCCGACGAUGUCCCGGUCCCUGCCAAUGUCUCCGCUCACUUGGUUCCGCAUACUCCGAACUUGUUCUCGCCUUUCUCCCAUGACUCCGCUCUCGCGUACGCGGUGCCUUUUGACCAGGUCCCUGAAUUCUUGAGGGCCGUGCAAGAGAUUCCUGACCUGUCUGCGGAGGAGGACGAAGAAGAGUCGAAGAAAUGGAUCAUGAAGGCCGCUCGUGGUGCCGUUGGCUCCCGUACGGCUCUCAAGCUGUGGCUGGCGGAUGCCUGGAGUUCCUUGGUGGAUCUUAUCAAGCAUGCCGAGACCAUUGACAUUGUCAUCAUGGCCCUGGGUUACAUUUCGAUGCACCUGAGCUUCGUUUCCCUCUUCUUCUCCAUGCGCCGCCUGGGUUCGAACUUCUGGUUGGCUGCUACGGUGCUCUUCUCGGGAUCUUUUGCUUUCCUGUUUGGUCUCUUGACGACCACGAAGCUUGGUGUGCCGAUCAAUCUUGUUCUGCUCUCCGAGGGUCUUCCCUUCCUGGUUGUGACCAUUGGCUUCGAGAAACCUAUCAUGUUCACCCGCGCUGUUCUCAACGCUUCCGUGGACAACCGCCGCCCCCGCCCCGGUGCCGCUGCCCGUCCCCUGACUUCGAGCCCUCCUGGUUCAAUUCAGGACUCGAUUUCGACGGCUAUCAAGGCGCAGGGCUUUGAGAUCGUCCAGCACUACUGCAUUGAGAUAGGCCUGUUGGCUAUGGGUGCUGCCUCUGGUGUCCAGGGUGGCCUUCAGCAGUUCUGCUUCCUCGCGGCCUGGAUCUUGUUCUUCGAUUGUGUCCUUCUCUUCACCUUCUAUACCACGAUUCUUUGCAUCAAGCUUGAGAUCACUCGCAUCAAGCGUCAUGUUGCCCUGCGCAAGGCUCUGGAAGAGGACGGCAUUACCCACAGUGUUGCCGAGAGUGUCGCCUCGAACAAUGACUGGCCCGCCGCUGGUUCGGACAGCAGCGAAGCUGACACCAGCAUCUUUGGACGCAAGAUCAAGUCCAGCAGUGUGCGCCGUUUUAAGAUCCUCAUGGUUGGUGGCCUCAUCCUGAUCAAUGUCGUGAACUUGUCCGCCAUUCCCUUCCGGAAUACCGGUAAUGGCGCCCUGAUUGCCCGCUGGUCCAAUGUGAUGGCUCCUACUCCCAUUGAUCCCUUCAAGGUGGCAGAGAAUGGUCUGGAUGCUGUCUACGUGGCCGCCAAAAGCCAGAAGCAGGAGACCAUGGUGACGAUUAUUCCGCCCGUCAAGUACAAGCUGGAGUACCCUUCUAUUCAUUACGCAGCAAAUGAGGACACCGGCUCAUUCGACAUUGAAUAUUCGGAUCAAUUCCUGGAUGCGGUUGGUGGCAAGGUCCUCGAGAGCUUGCUCAAGAGCGUGGAGGACCCUUUCAUCAGCAAGUGGAUUAUUGCUGCUCUGACUCUGAGCAUCAUUCUCAAUGGUUAUCUCUUCAAUGCUGCCCGCUGGAGUAUUAAGGAGCCCGAGCCCGUUCCCACUGCUCCUAAGGAGCCCGUUGCGCCAAAGGUCUACCCCAAGUUCGAGCCCAACGAGGAAGAGUCCAGCCGGACCCCCGAGCAAUGCGAGCUUAUGCUCAAGGAAAAGCGCGCUCCCUUCUUGAAGGAUGAGGAGUUGAUUGCUCUGUCUCUGAAAGGCAAGCUUCCUGGUUAUGCUCUGGAGAAGACCAUGGAGAACGAGGACUUGAUGAGCCGUGUGGAUGCCUUCACUCGUGCCGUUAAGAUCCGUCGCGCCGUGGUCGCUCGGACCCCCGCCACCUCUGCCACCACCAACUCGCUGGAGGCCUCCAAGCUUCCUUUCAAGGACUACAACUACGGUCUGGUCCACGGCGCUUGCUGUGAGAAUGUCAUUGGUUACUUACCCCUCCCUCUUGGUGUUGCUGGCCCGUUGAACAUUGAUGGUCAGAGCUAUUUCAUCCCCAUGGCUACUACUGAAGGUGUCUUGGUUGCCAGUACCAGCCGAGGCUCCAAGGCUAUCAACGCCGGCGGUGGUGCGGUCACAGUCCUGACUGGCGAUGGUAUGACCCGUGGUCCUUGUGUUACUUUCCCCACCCUGGCGCGGGCUGCCGCUGCCAAGGUCUGGAUCGACUCGGAAGAGGGCAAGAGUAUUAUCACUGCUGCCUUCAACUCUACUAGUCGUUUUGCUCGUCUUCAGAGCCUGAAGACUGCGCUUGCGGGUACCUAUCUCUACAUUCGCUUCAAGACUACCACUGGUGACGCCAUGGGUAUGAACAUGAUUUCCAAGGGCUGCGAGAAGGCUCUGGAUGUCAUGCACAAAGAGUGUGGCUUCGAUGAUAUGUCUAUCAUUUCGCUCUCGGGUAACUUCUGUACCGACAAGAAGUCUGCCGCCAUCAACUGGACCGAUGGCCGUGGCAAGUCGGUUGUUGCUGAGGCUAUCAUUCCCGGUGACGUUGUCAAGAGUGUCCUCAAGAGCGAUGUCGACGCUCUGGUGGAGCUGAACGUCAGUAAGAACCUAAUCGGUUCCGCCAUGGCAGGCAGCUUGGGAGGUUUCAACGCUCACGCUUCCAACAUCGUUUCUGCCAUCUUCCUCGCCACUGGUCAGGACCCCGCCCAGAACGUCGAGAGCAGCAGCUGUAUCACGACUAUGAGAAACCGCAAUGGUGAUCUCCAGAUCGCUGUCUCGAUGCCCUCUAUCGAGGUGGGCACCAUUGGCGGUGGUACCAUUCUUGAAGCGCAAUCGGCCAUGCUGGACAUGCUCGGUGUCCGUGGCGCCCACCCCACCACACCCGGUGAGAAUGCCCGCCAGCUGUCCCGCAUCAUUGCGGCCUCCGUCCUGGCUGGUGAGCUCAGCCUGUGCGCCGCACUUGCCGCCGGCCACCUUGUCAAGGCCCACAUGGCCCACAACCGCAGCGCGGCGCCUACCCGGUCGUCGACCCCCGUAUCCGCUGCCGUGGGUGCCGCCCGUGGCCUGUCCAUGACUUCCAAAUAA